Messenger RNA from Scedosporium apiospermum, 1293 nucleotides. RefSeq lists its product as uncharacterized. The record is from RefSeq and is a predicted model, not a curated record. Gene Ontology annotation, molecular function: ATP binding; protein kinase activity. The coding region runs from base 1 to 1293 and encodes 430 amino acids. The transcript has 2 exons. Gene Ontology annotation, biological process: spliceosomal complex assembly; regulation of mRNA processing; protein phosphorylation. Lineage: Eukaryota; Fungi; Ascomycota; Sordariomycetes; Microascales; Microascaceae.
AUGCGCAUAAUUCUCUCCCGCCGCCAGGCCUUUAGUCUGUUUUUUCGAUCCUACCCAAAUCGAGGCUAUAGUCGCGUCCACCAAUUCACAGUUUCCAAGCCCAACGUCCCUAUCAGACAGUACUCCAUCUCAACAGCAUCUCAAUCUCCUGCACGGGUAUCAGGGUUAGAAUCAACGUCUUCUAUUGAACGAAAUGCCUCAGACAUCGACGUCGAAUAUGACUGGAUACCAGACGUUGAGGCCCCAGAGUUCUAUGAGCCUGGCGGAUAUCACCCGGUCUCAAUCGGUGAUACAUUUCAAGAUCGGUACCGUAUCGUAAACAAACUCGGCCACGGCGGCUACUCGACCGUGUGGCUCGCAAGGGAUAUCAUCACCAAAAGCUACGUCGCCCUUAAAAUCGGCAUCUCUGGUUCAUCCUCAAUCUCUCACGAGAUCCGCGUUCUCAACGCUCUUUUAGCACCGUCAUCCUCGCCUGAUCAUCCUCAUCCUGGCCGAGACCUCCAUAGUGGCAAUAUUCUGUCUAGGUUUCCAGAAAAAUUUAACAAGCUUUCAACCGAUCAACUUCUCAACGAAUAUGGCGAGGCAGUCACGGUACCUGUUACUCGAAGCGAUGGAAAACCGCUUCCCCCCAAUGUUCCGAAAUAUGCUGUCCAAUCGGUCGAUAUGGGGCUAUCUGCCAAGGACUACCAGUUAACUGAUGCCCUCAUCUUUUUGAGCGAUUUUGGGGAGACAUUCUCCCCUUCAGAAGCUAGCCGACUUGGAAAGGACUGCCAUACACCACUUCCCAUGCGACCACCCGAGGCCCACCUUGACCCUGAGGCCCCCCUCUCCUACUCAGCAGAUAUUUGGACCUUGGCGUCGACUCUCUAUGGCCUUGUCGGUGCUAUGCCGCUCUGGAGCCAGGGCUCGGGUACCCCUGAUACCUGGAUAGCCGAACACAUCGAUAUCCUUGGGCCGCUGCCUAGUCCAUGGAGAGAGAAAUGCGCUACACAAGAGGAUAUAUUUUUUGAUGAGGCUGGUAACCGAAGGGAACCGGGCCUGAGGUUGUGGACGUCUCUUGACGCAGCGUUUCAGGUGGGCACUCAGGAUUACCGGAAGAAAUGGAAUAAAGAGACACUCGACGAAGAGGAAGAAAAGGCUUUCCUAGACUUAAUACGGUCCAUGUUGCGGUUCCGGCCGGAGGAGAGGAUCUCUGCUGAUGAUAUCCUGGUCUCGGAUUGGGUCGUUAAGUGGGGGAUGCCAGGUUAUGAGCGGGCUCUGGAGGCGGCGCGAGAGGUGGAAGAGAAACCGUGA